This is a messenger RNA of Sphenostylis stenocarpa, 684 nucleotides long. The record is from the annotation of a GenBank genome assembly. Lineage: Eukaryota; Viridiplantae; Streptophyta; Magnoliopsida; Fabales; Fabaceae.
AUGUUAGAAGAGAUUAUGCGUAGAGGUACAAGCUCACUUGGGACAGAUGUGCCUAGUGAGAGAGAAAUUAACCGCCUUGCUGCUCGAUCAGAUGAGGAAUUUUGGCUGUUCGAGAAAAUGGAUGAAGAGAGAAGACAAAAGGAAAAUUACAGAUCCCGUCUCAUGGAAGAGCACGAAUUGCCAGAUUGGGUGUAUUCUCCAAUUAACAAGGAUGAUAAGUCCAAGGAUUUCAACAGUGCUGUUACUGGAAAGCGGAAAAGAAAAGAAGUGGUAUAUGCAGAUACAUUAAGUGAUCUGCAAUGGAUGAAGGCUGUGGAGAAUGGGGAAGACAUAUCAAAGUUUUCAACUAAAGGAAAAAGAAGAGACCACUUCUCAUCUGACAGCAUUGCACAAGCCAGUGAUAACGCAGUAGCAGAAGAAAGUUUAGAGCUGAGGACUGAAAGUGUUCCCAUGGCUAACGAUCGAACUAGUGAAGAUAGUUUCCAGAUGACCCUUUCCUCAAAGAGAUUCAAAUGUGAAGGAACAAAUUUCCUGAAACAUACAUACGAGGAUGUUGGAAGUGGUUUGAAUCACCAUGUGUUAUCAUGGAAUACUCACAAAAAGAAGAGGUCGAGUUUUCUCGGCCAGGGUUCAUUAUCCGAUACGAGAGGGCAUUCUUCAAAUGGAAAAGCAAACUGGAAUUGA